Messenger RNA from Trichomycterus rosablanca, 1458 nucleotides. RefSeq names its product chromosome 1 C11orf96 homolog (gene c1h11orf96). Lineage: Eukaryota; Metazoa; Chordata; Actinopteri; Siluriformes; Trichomycteridae. The transcript has a single exon. The record is from RefSeq and is a predicted model, not a curated record. Bases 348 to 713 code for a protein of 121 amino acids.
CAGAUACAGAGACACUGGCAAUACAUAACCAAUCUCUGUGAAUCGCAGUGUGCUGCUGAACAAGGCCUAGAAUCCAAGGACUUCUGACGCACUAGCUUGUCCAUUGCCAAAAAGAAGGCUUUGUGGACUGAAAAUCCAUCAUCACCAAAUAAGGACAAGACUUUGGAUUGUGUUGACAUUUGUGCAGUGCUACAGACUGUGAGUACAUUUGUACUCUUUUGGAGAGACAAGACACAAGGAUAAAAAAGUCCGAGCUGGAAUCUGUUUUAAAAAGCGAAAAGGGGAGAGAAGAGAAAGUAACUACUGAGCGCCAAGGGACAAACACUCAGCGUUUGUCAUCUCCAGCAAUGUCUGUACGUCCAGCAGAGAUUGCAGCUUUUCCAUUGCUUCCAGCUCAUGUCAUGGCCAUGGAGGAGUUCCCACAGCAGCUUCCCGUACCCAAAGGUCCAGCACGGGGUCGCAGCCGCCCCAAGCGACCACGAGAGGCUCGCUUCAAGACCCAGCCAGUGACCUUUGCGGAGAUCGCAGAAGUGGAGGAGGAAGGAGCUUCACCACUGGAGGAGGAGAGAGCAAGACGGUCCUUUCUACAGUCACUGGAGAGCCUGAGGAGGAGCACACAGACCCUGCAAAAUACAGGAACCUCACAGAGCGGCAGGACCAGUUCAGCAACACAGGCUAGCCUGGAUUCUAGUGACUCUGAUUCAGCUCAAUAAGUUGCUCUGAGAGUGAUCUAUUUUUUAUAUGUGAUCCUCGUCUGUUGUACGGCUGAUUAACUGGACUGGUUUUCAGUUUGCCAUGCUUAUUGCACAUAACCUUUUCCUGUCGUAUAUUUUGCAUCUAUAAUCUUGUUACAUUGCUUACAUAUUUACAUAUGCGCACAUAUUUGUGUCAAACCUCAGACAGGCUAAAUUGCUUACACUUAUAAACCGUAGCAUUUUAACAAGUUCUAACAAUCUAAAUAUUCCAAUUCUAGCUGUAUAAGACUUGCAGCCAUAAGAGGUUCUUUAGCUGUAAGUGUCAAAGUGCUGAUGUGUCUAUGAUUACUGUUGUAGAUGACAAGACAGAUUUCUGUUAAUUUCAUGCAUUCCUGCUUUAGAAUUACAGAACAGUUUUUCACUGUCCGUCUUUAUCAUGUUUAUUCUCUGAUUUUUAUCAGCUGUCAAAUUCUUAAAGGAAAAGGAGAUCCAGGUAUAAUCACCAUAAUCGCAUCAGGAGCCUUUAAAAUGAUGAUGUUACCUAAGACUGGCAAAAAGAGCAAAUUUAUUACUGAACUCUGAUUGAAACAUUAUUUCUUUUGUGAAUGUUUCAGACCUUGAUCUUAUUAACAAUAUAAUGGAACAAGAAAUGUGUUUUGUUGACAAUGUGGACUUGAAAUGCCAACACUGCUAUUUUAAAGGAAAUUGAAAUAUAUAAUGUCUUUAUAUUUUUGCUUACUCUUAUUGUAAACGUAUUUCAUAU